Molecule: messenger RNA, 2161 nt
Organism: Podarcis raffonei (Aeolian wall lizard)
Lineage: Eukaryota; Metazoa; Chordata; Lepidosauria; Squamata; Lacertidae
Product: somatomedin-B and thrombospondin type-1 domain-containing protein-like
Exons: 5
Coding region: 558-1331 (257 amino acids)
Source: RefSeq, a predicted model, not a curated record
ACUUUUUUUGGAAGGGGGUGGUGGUAAAUGUCCAGCCAAUCCCCUUGUGUGCAUUGGGAACAACACCCGUUCGAUGUUGUUUCUUGUAUAAAAGGCCAUCACUAGUUCGAAGCCCAGUUGAGCUGUGACAGCUUUUGCUGCCAGCCGUCCAUGAAAGGGGGGAAAGGCAAAGAGCCUUCUCUUCAAGCAGCAAAAAUCUCUCCAGCGACCCAGAUGCCAAUGCUCAGUCACUGAGGACCGCUUGCCAACGCCGCCGGUCUCUUAAAUAAGAGGCGUCUUUCCUUCCUCUCAAAUGCCGUCGGCCGGGUAGAUGAGAAGUUCGAGGCUUCCGCCCAGUCGCUUCCGUCGUGGGACAUCAUGCCAUUUUAAUCCUUUGCCUGGGGAGCCCAUUCCCUCCGUGGAGGGCUUAGCUUCGGAGCAGGAGCGAGUGCGAAAGAGAGAGAAACCGGGUGAAACGCCUGGAGAGCUGUUGAAGGCCGUCCGGUGUGACUUGUGGUGACGAAAGGUCAUCCACACUCGGCGAUUCCUAGCAGCCGGUUUCGUAGGGGAGGCAAGCCAUGAGGGAACCCGGAACCGGUGUGGGGUACCAGCUAGUCUUCUGCGUGUGGCUUCUGGUGCACGGCCUCGUUGAGGGUGGAUGUGGCGACCGAGAGGCCCACAAAUGCUGCCCUGGUCGGAAUAAUGAGUGCUCCGAUUUUUCUCUGAGGAAAACACUGUGUUACUGUGACACGUACUGUGAGAAAACUGGGGAUUGCUGCGAAGAUUAUCACUCCGUCUGCCAGAUCUCGGCAGCUGUUGACUGUGUGGUUGGCCCUUGGGGUCCCUGGAGCGAAUGCAAUGCUCUUUGUGGUACGGGCAGCAAAGACCGGACUCGCCAGGUCACCGUGCCGCCUCGAAAUGGAGGAACCCCCUGCCCAGACCUAAAGCAGAGACGAGGGUGCCUUGGGGAGAACUCGGCCUGCGAUGAAGCAAAAGAGGUGGCUAAGAUCCUGCCUGAUUCUUUUAAAAGGGAUUUUAAGGACCCCUGGAGAAGACCUCACAUAUUAACGAGGGAGAAGCUGCCAAGUUACUGCAUCUACUUCCGCCUGACGCAGGUGAGCCCUGCCUGCCGCCUGCAUUUCUGGAGCAGGCAGCUGGCGAGAGAGCGUCGUGUCUGUGUGGAAUGCCAAGGGAAUGCCGUGGGCAGCAAGAAGCGGUGCCAAGGGGACGGUCUGCAGGGAGCCAGAACAUUCUGGACUGCGGCGUCCAUCGCUGGCUGCCAGGGAUCUUGGGUACAGGAGUCUCUACAGGAGAAAUGUGUGUGCCCUCAACUCUCCUUUAUCUUCAUAUGACGUCCUGUCGAGCUGAGUGGCAAUCUUAAGAAAGAGAGGAAAGACUGAAUGUCAGCCGCAGCUGUUUUGGGUUGUUUUCUUUUGGUAAAGAAGAGAGCUGAAGGAGUCAAGCUACAUUUUGCCAAUCAUUAUGCACUCAUUGUUUCCACUUGUUUUAUAAUGGACACCUGACUGUGUAUCGUUUCCAAGCACAAGAACGUCUGAUUCAAUCUCUCUUUGUUAAAAAAAAGACAAAAAGAACUGCAUAUAUAUAUAUACAUUAUAUACCUCUGAAAAAGGUAUACUACCUCCACCAUUGCCGCUAAAAUGGAAGAUGGCAUAUUUUGUCUGCUUUCCACAACGACUCCUGACUUUAUUUAAGACAGGGAACCUUUCCACACACACCCCAGCCCAAGAAACAUAUUCCCUUCUGGGCAAUGUUCCAGGGGUCAAAUCUCCAGUAUGGGUGGAGCCAGAGUCAAAAGCGGGCAGAGCAAGCAAUGUCAAUUUUAUAUUCGCGCAUUGUGGGAAUGUUGUGGAUACUAGGAGAGGAUGUCUUGAUUUAACAGUACCCUUCCUAACUCAUGCUUGUGAGUCAGCAGCAGAGUGCAUUAUACCUGUUAUUAGGUUUAAAAAUGCUGCUUUAAAAACCCGGACGUUUUGUCAAAUUUUAUAAAAAUCCACCUGGACAGAAAUUUUAAGCCUGACGAAGAGGAUGUGUUCGGGGAAAACCUGUUACCAAACCCCCAUACACCAUCCUUAUCGGUAUUUUUAUUCCCCGCCUCCUGCCGUUUGUAUCUCGAAUCUUGCUCACUAUUUUAUAUGGCAAUAAUACUUCAUUGGAAAAUCCC